Rotaria socialis is the source of this 1095-nucleotide messenger RNA. The record is from the annotation of a GenBank genome assembly. NCBI's taxonomy places the organism in Eukaryota, Metazoa, Rotifera, Eurotatoria, Philodinida, Philodinidae.
AUGCUGGUAAUCAUUAGCAUCUAUCUGAUGUUGUUUUUUAAAUUUUAUGAUCUAUGUCCACUUGAAUAUUAUGUUAUUGAUGCUCACCAUUCCUAUUGUUCGCAAUCAUAUCCCGGUGUUAUUGAUGAGAAAAUUACUGUAUUAGAACGUAAAAGUAUUCUCGAAAUGCAUAAUCAUGAACGACGUCUUGUUUAUGGAAAAAAUAUGCAAAAAAUGUAUUGGAAUGAUGAUCUAGCUGAAAUUGCUCAACGCUACGCUCGCACAUGUAUAUUUGAUCACGAUCGAGCCAGUCAACGAAGUGUACCAAAAAUUCCAUUAUCAACCGGACAAAAUUUAGCUAUGGGUUAUGAAAAUUGGACGCAAGCUAUUCAAGGAUGGAUUUCUGAGAAACAGGAUUAUUUUUAUGAUUAUCCAUCAAGUGGAAUAGUUAGCCACUAUACACAGAUCAUAUGGCAUUCAACGGCAUUAGUUGGUUGUGCAGCUACAAUGUGUCCUCCGUACGGAUCAUACACAAUUCCUUGGCCUUUUUAUGUUUGUAAUUAUAUCACUGGACAAUUGAAUAGCAAUUUUUACAAACCUUACGAACAAGGUGUUGAUAACCAAUUAUUACGUGAUUGUCACGGGAAGGUAUGUCUAUACAAUGGUACUCUUGAUUUGAACACAUGUGAAUGCCAAUGUUCAACAUAUGCCAGUGGUUCACAAUGUGAACGAUUAAAUUGUUCAAUAUUACCUCCGUGUCCAUAUUAUUCAUCAGCAUCAUGUAAGGCUGUUAAUGUUCCAUUAGAAUGUCCCGAACUUUGCGGUUUAUGUAAUCGAUAUGAAGUAUUAAAAAGUGUCUAUGGAGAAAAUAAUCUAACCCCUAUUACUGUAAGAACUAAAUCUACGAAAAUACCUCCACGCUUUAGUUCUACUACGAAGCAGCCAAGUGGUCGAAAAUUAAAAAAGAAAUUACGAAAUCGAAAUUUCAAUAGAAAUCUCACUACUGAUAUAGAUCUGUUUUCUGCUAGUACUCGAAUUAUUUCAACGAAAAUUUUCAAUACGAUUAUCAUCUUAUUAACAAUUUCUUCAAAACAAGCAAUCGUCUUUUAUUGUUAA